Molecule: messenger RNA, 1204 nt
Organism: Harpegnathos saltator (Jerdon's jumping ant)
Lineage: Eukaryota; Metazoa; Arthropoda; Insecta; Hymenoptera; Formicidae
Gene: alphaSnap
Product: Alpha-soluble NSF attachment protein
Exons: 5
Coding region: 179-1057 (292 amino acids)
Biological process (GO): SNARE complex disassembly; intracellular protein transport
Cellular component (GO): vacuolar membrane; SNARE complex
Molecular function (GO): soluble NSF attachment protein activity; syntaxin binding
Source: RefSeq, a predicted model, not a curated record
GUGCUCGUUGCACUUGCGAUUCGUCACUGUUUGGUGAGCUAGUCAAGUCUAGUUGUUUAGUGACGUGACGUCGUAGCAGUGUGCACGGAGUUGAAGGGAUAGCAGUUAUUGAAUAAAGUUGAUGAAUCGGAACAUCUGAAAAAUUCCACGGAGAAACGGAUAAUCAGGGACGAUCAUCAUGGCCGACAACGAACAGAAAGCAUUACAACUGGUAGCUGAGGCUGAAAGAAAGCUAUCGUCGUCGAGGAGCUUCUUCGGCUCUCUGUUUGGAAGUUCAUCAAAAGUUGAAGAAGCAGUAGAAUGUUAUCACCGAGCAGCAAAUAUGUUCAAGAUGGCAAAGAAGUGGAGUUCAGCAGGAAAAGCAUUUUAUGAUGCAGCAGAUUUGCAUGCCAAAGCUGGUAGUCGUCAUGAUGCAGCUAACAAUUAUGUAGAUGCAGCCAAUUGCUUUAAAAAAUCUGAUACAAAUGAGGCAAUCAGUUGCUUGUUAAAAGCUAUUGAAAUUUAUACUGACAUGGGUCGUUUUACAAUGGCAGCUAAGCAUCAUCAAAGUAUAGCUGAAAUUUAUGAAAGUGAAGCAGUUGAUUUGGAACGUGCAGUACAUCAUUAUGAGCAAGCAGCGGAUUAUUUUCGUGGUGAAGAAAGUAAUUCCUCUGCAAACAAGUGUCUUCUAAAAGUUGCGCAAUAUGCCGCACAACUUGAGAAUUAUGAUAAGGCUAUUCAAAUUUAUGAGCAGGUUGCCACCGCAUCAUUAGAGAGUUCCCUGUUAAAAUACAGUGCUAAGGAAUACUUCUUUCGUGCUGCAUUGUGUCACUUAUGUAUAGAUGCAUUAAAUGCUCAACAUGCUAUUGAACGUUAUCAGGAACAGUAUCCUGCUUUCCAGGAUUCUAGAGAAUAUAAACUGAUAAUGACACUGAUCGAACAUUUGGAGGAGCAAAAUCUUGAAGGCUUUACAGAAGCAGUGAAAGAAUACGACUCAAUCUCAAGAUUGGAUCAAUGGUAUACAACAGUAUUAUUACGUAUAAAGAAGCAAGUUAACGAUAAUCCAGAUCUACGCUGAUCAGUUUCUUAUUUACUCUUUUUUGGCAACAAUAUUAUUACUCUAACUCCAUGUAUAUUGAUUUUUAAAUCAUGCUUUAUUUUCUGUGAAAAUUAUUAAAUAAUUCCAUUUUUAUAUCCAAAUAUAAUCGCUCAUGUUGCUCCAUUA